Ostreococcus lucimarinus CCE9901 is the source of this 863-nucleotide messenger RNA. RefSeq lists its product with no specific name. The record is from RefSeq and is a predicted model, not a curated record. Bases 1 to 798 code for a protein of 265 amino acids. Lineage: Eukaryota; Viridiplantae; Chlorophyta; Mamiellophyceae; Mamiellales; Bathycoccaceae. The transcript has 2 exons. Gene Ontology annotation, molecular function: RNA binding.
AUGUCAGCCAUUACGGUCACAAACGUCGCUCCAAGCGCGGAAGAGUCUAAUUUGAGGGAAUUCUUCAGCACGGCAGGGGAGAUUGAGCGCGUGCGCAUCUUCAACGUCGCCACGAAGAGCGGACGCAAAGCCGUGAUCGAGUUCACGCACAAGGAGGCGGUGAGCGCGGCGGUGCUAUUAAACGGAUGUUUGUUACUCAAUCAUCCGUUGAACAUCGCGGAGUGCGCGUACCCGGUUUCGGACGACGUCGCGAACGAGGGCACGACGCUGAACAGCUUUGAAUCCAAGUUCGCUGGAUUUUUAGGCAAGACGCUUCUCGCUGGCAAGCAAGCCAUGGCGGCGGUGAAGGAUUUCGACGAGAGAAAUCAAAUCACGGCUAAGACGAAAGAAAAUAUCAAGGCUAUGGAUGAGAAAUUACAAAUAUCGUCCAGCAUGAAGAAAUUUGAUGAAAAGGCUGGUUUGUCGACGGGCGUCAAGAAACUGUCAACCACCGCGUCGGCGCAGGUCGCAGAGAUUGACAAGUCGCUGAAGAUAACUGCGACGACGAACGCUGUGGUGGGGAUCGGACGAGACGCUGCUGGCAUGGCGAUGAACAAGGCGAUGGAGAGCAAGGUGAUAAGUAGCGCCACGACGACCAUCGGCGAAGGCUUGAGUCAGGCGACGAACAAGGUGAAGGCGGUCACGGCGGAGGCAAAGGCGACGGCCAAGGUGGGCGAACCUGAAGUCAAUGUCGAUCUUACGCAAGUCCAAGACGCUUCCGCGCCCACCGUCGAACCCGAAGCCGUUCCCUCGAACUAGUGCAGCAUUUCUUGUAGCAAACCACCGAACAGCCAAAACUUCAAACGUUCGCGCGCGAGACGAUG